AUGUCUUUUGCAGUUCACCAACAGUGUAAUGAAAUCAAUUUAUUGAUUUCUCAAAUACCUUUCUCAUUUCCUAGCAUACUUGGAUUAAAAGAUAUUGUUAUUAAUGAUGUGUUAGAUAUUCAAGUCAUUAUUCAACACCUCUCUUUUGGUGGUAAAUUUACAACAGAGGCUGUGACAUAUAUUUUACAAAGAGCAAGCCAAGUAUUUAAACAAGAACCAAACGUUGUUGAAAUAAAUUCACCAUGUACUAUUAUUGGUGAUACACAUGGGCAAUUUUAUGAUCUUUUAAACUUUUUUUCAACAGUUUCAUCUGGACGUUAUGUUUGUUUAGGAGAUUAUGUAGAUCGAGGAGAUUAUGGGGUAGAAUUAUUUUUGUUAUUAUGUUCAUUAAAGGUAGUGUUUCCAAGUCAGUUCAUUAUUUUACGUGGAAAUCAUGAAACUCGUUCUGUAACAACUCAAAACCAAUUUAAGAAUGAAUGUUUAAUGAAAUACAACGAGGACGUUUAUAAUUCUUUUAUUUAUACAUUUCAAUGUCUUCCAUUAUGUUGUUUAGUUUCUACAUUACAUUCUCGCUAUUUUUGUGUGCAUGGAGGUAUUUCUGAUAGAUUAGCAACAAUAGAUGAUAUUAAUAAAUUAAAUAGAUUUUGUGAACCAACACGUGAUUCACCAUUAGAAGACUUAUUAUGGUCUGACCCUUUAAAUGAAGAUGAAAUAUUUUCUGUUAGUAUAGGUGAUACAUCAAUUACUUCUCAUUUAAGUUCAUGUCAAAGUAAUCAUUUCCCAUUUAUUAAACAGUCAUUAAAAAUGUAUUUCAAUGAGCAAGCAAUAAACAGAGUAGUGCCUUGGUUUGAAACCACUUUUGUUCCUAAUUGGGUUAGAAGGUAUGGACAUAAAAUUGGUUAUUCUGCUUUAAAACAAUUUAAUGAAAAAAAUAAUAUUACAACCAUAAUUCGUGGUCAUCAAUAUGUUAAUUCUGGUUAUCAAUGUAUGUACUAUUUAGUAGAAGAAACACCUUUACUUUGUACUGUAUUUAGUGCUCCAAAUUAUAUGGGUGAAUGUUGUAAUGUUGGUGGAUAUAUUCAAAUUAGCGAUGAUUCUUUUAUUACAAAGACUUUUAAGACUGUUACAAAGGGAUUUGUUGUUAAAGAAUACAUUUUAAAUUUUGGUGAAACUUCAUUAUUUGAAAAAAUAAUUGGUUCAAAUGUGAGCUGCUGA
This is a messenger RNA of Entamoeba histolytica HM-1:IMSS, 1215 nucleotides long. Its product is annotated as calmodulin-dependent calcineurin A subunit,gamma isoform, putative. Gene Ontology annotation, biological process: calcineurin-mediated signaling. Gene Ontology annotation, cellular component: cytoplasm; calcineurin complex. Lineage: Eukaryota; Evosea; Mastigamoebida; Endamoebidae. The record is from RefSeq and is a predicted model, not a curated record. Gene Ontology annotation, molecular function: calmodulin binding; calmodulin-dependent protein phosphatase activity. The transcript has 2 exons. The coding region runs from base 1 to 1215 and encodes 404 amino acids.